AUGAGUCAGACAUUAGAGGGGAUAACAGGUGUUAUGUGUUAUAUAUAUAUUUCCCUAUCCUUAUUAUGUAUUGACUUAUGGACUGUUUCUUGUUGAUGGACACUUAUUGAUUGACUGUCUUUGUGUCGGAUUUUCGUGUGGAAAUAUAUUGACGUUAUAGUCAGGCUAAUCUCGUGUUCUUGAUCUGAGUUCUGUUGAAGUCCUGUAGAAUAGACACGGUGGGAAUCUAGUGUAGAUUUCGUCUAAGAUAAAUUAACGUCCCACAUACGUGUAAGAAGUAAAAGGACUGUUAUUACAAGAACCCCUACUGUUAUACCAGCAUCCUCUCCUUUACGUUUAUAACAAUUAGCGACGGUAUACAUACGUUUAUAACAUUGGCGACGGUGAAUAAAACGGAUCUACGCUUACGUAUUCAGUUAAAGUGAACUUUGUAUCAAGAAAAUGGAUGAUCUGAAAACCUUAUUGCAACAGCAAAAUACUCUUAUCGAAUUAUUAGUCAAAAAUAUGUCGAUAUCCUCAAGAACUGAUGUGUCUAAUUCCACUAUGACUCCGGAUUCUAUUGCAAAUUCAAUAACUGAAUUUAGAUUUGAUCCAGAAAGUGGAGUUACUUUUGAGGCAUGGUUUAAACGCCAUGAGGAUUUAUUUAUUAAUGAAUGUAAAGAGUGGGACGAAAGUUCGAAAUUGAGAUUAUUAUUACGAAAGCUCGGAGUGUCCGAACAUGAAAAAUUCUGUAAUUUUAUCCUCCCAAAGAAGCCAUCCGACAUAACGUUCAAAGAAACAGUUGAAUGCCUGACUCGUAUAUUUGGUGAACGGUCAUCAAUUUUUCACACUAGAUACCAGUAUCUUCAACUUGUAAAGAAAGUACAGGACGAUUACGUAACGUAUGCAAGUAUCGUGAACCGGGAAUGUGAGCGGUUCCGAUUACAGGAAAUGUCCUCAGAUCAGUUCAAGUGCCUUAUUUUUGUAUGUGGAUUACAAUCUUCAGUAGAUGCAGAUAUUAGAGCACGGAUUCUAAUGAGAAUCGAACAAGAUCCUAAUAUCAGUCUACAAUCAGUAUCUGAAGAGUGUCAAAGAAUGAUUAAUUUGAAGCAUGACACGAAUCUCGUAGAAAGGAACAGUGAACACUUUGGAGUCAAAGCUUUACGUAAAUCUUUUAAUGGAAAUAAAGAUUCGAACUCCCAGAAAAUCCCGAAUCAAGCGAAACACAAAACGUCAUGCUGGCGAUGUGGUAAGUGUCAUUCUGCCAAUGCUUGUUACUUUAAAAAACGAGUGUGCUUUCAAUGUGGGAAAUAUGGUCAUGCUCAAGUAUGUUGUAAAAGUAAAUCAAAGGUUUCUGACCGUGAGCAUAAGUUCCGUAAAGGAAAUAAGAUACAGACUUCAAUAGAAAUACCACAUAACCGUAAGUUAGAGGAAGAUAUAGUGGUUGCUUCUAUAACAAUUGAACCGGAAAUAAAAAGAGUGUUCUGUGAUGCUAUCAAAAUUCUACCAGUAACGGCAGAAGCAGUUAAAGAAGCCACGGGUAGUGAUCCUCUACUUAAAAGAAUAAAAGAAGCUGUUUUAAAGGGUUGGAAACAGGACAAAGCUGAUAGAGAGUUUCACCAAUUUUUCUUGAGACGUGAGUCUGUAUCGAUUUAUGAUAAUUGUUUGGUGUAUGGUGAACGUGUUGUUAUCCCUAAAUCUCUUCAGCUUUUUGUGCUUGAACAGUUUCACAUUGGUCAUCCGGGAAUGAACAGAAUGAAGGCAUUUAUGCGUAGUUAUGUUUAUUGGCCAUUCAUGGAUAAGGCUGUGGAAGAAUACGUAUUGAGAUGUCGGCGAUGUGCCGAAGGUGCAAAAUAUCCACCGAAGGUAGAAUCCCAGCCAUGGCGAGAAACGAAAAAGCCUUGGGUCCGAUUACACGUUUAAAUGGUUUAAUUCGUUUAAUCUGGUUGGCGUUUUUCAGCAAGGUUUUUUUCUAUGGGAUGGGGUUGUCGACCUCAUGCCCAACCCUCCUCCUUUACC
Molecule: messenger RNA, 1998 nt
Organism: Schistosoma rodhaini
Lineage: Eukaryota; Metazoa; Platyhelminthes; Trematoda; Strigeidida; Schistosomatidae
Source: the annotation of a GenBank genome assembly